UUUCUCCAUAUAUAUACCUUCCCACUCCUGUAACAUUUCUUUCCCCUCAGACCAAGGUGAGGCUCCGCCUCCACCACCUUCUAAAACAUCUUUUCUAUUCUCAUUAUAUUUAUUAUUAUAUAUAUAAAAAAAAAAUUGUAAAAAUAUAUAUCUGUAAUAAUCUAUAAAUCAACAAAAUUUUAUAUAUCGUUUGCUAUAUUUGAUAUUAUAUAUACCUGGAAACUUCUGAUUAGGAUUGUUAUAAUGUCUUCGACAAAGAAAGAUAUGGAUAGGAUCAAAGGUCCAUGGAGCCCCGAAGAGGAUGAGGCCUUGCGGAGGCUUGUCCAGAACUAUGGCCCGAGGAACUGGUCUCUCAUUAGUAAAUCGAUCCCUGGUCGGUCCGGAAAGUCUUGCCGUUUGAGGUGGUGUAAUCAGCUUUCUCCUGAGGUUGAGCACCGACCCUUUACUCCGGACGAGGAUGAGACGAUCGUUAGGGCUCAUGCGAGGUUCGGGAACAAGUGGGCAACCAUAGCCCGCCUCCUCAAUGGCAGGACUGAUAACGCUAUUAAGAACCAUUGGAAUUCAACACUGAAAAGAAAAUGCUCUUCUAUGUUUGACGAUUCCAAUGGUGAUGCCCAGGAUCAGCAGCCUCUCAAGAGAUCAGCCAGUGUCGGUGCGGGUACAGUCGUUACGGGUGGGUUUCUUAACCCCGGUAGUCCAUCCGGAUCUGACUUGAGCGAUUCGAGUUUACCUGGAAUGCCUUUAACACAAGUUUUCACACCCCUCCCUUUAUCAGGACCCAUUGCUCCGUUGAGUCAUCAUCAUCAUCAUCAGAUUGAUACUUCAUCUUCAGCUACCGAUCCACCUACUUCUCUCAGCCUCUCGCUGCCAUCUUCCGAUUCAUCCGAAGUAUCGAAUCGCGGGUCUGGGUCCGCGUUCGGAUCGGUUCCGACAUCUGCGAGUCCGACCCAGACUGUACCACCAGCUCUACAUCUACAACCAUUAGUUCCAGCCUUAUUGUUGCAGCGAGAACCAGCUCAAGUGCCCAGUCAGAGCAAUCAGUUUGAGAAACCUUUCUUCAGUGCAGAGUUUCUGGGGGUGAUGCAAGAAAUGAUAAGAAAGGAGGUGAGGACGUACAUGUCUGGGAUUGAGCAAAAUGGUCUGUUUUUCCACACUGAAGCUAUUGGAAACGCCGUCGUUAAGCGUAUGGGACUUGGCAAGAUCGAGUAGAAGAGUACUGUCCAUCCCUCAUGAAAUUCUAGUUUAACUUUCAUAGUUAAACUGGGAGGACAGUUGCAGAGGAGUACGAGAGCUAGACUGAUGCACAACCCGGUCUUUUUUUAUUAAAAUUUUCCGUUUCCUUUUUUCUUUUUUAAUAUAUAUAUAUAUAUACCAUGAAAAUAAUUUUGGUAGUGUACAGCAGGACAAUUGGGGGUUUAAGUCUAUUUAGGUUUUCUUUAUGAUAGAGAAGAAGAGGGACAUUGGCUGUGGAUUAUGGAUAUUGAGAUUGAGGAACAAUUUCCUUUCAAAUGUUGAGAACCCAGAAAUAUGAAAAAAAAAAAAAAUCAUGAAAAUCUCAAAUGCUUUACUUCUA
Cannabis sativa is the source of this 1573-nucleotide messenger RNA. RefSeq names its product transcription factor MYB44-like. Gene Ontology annotation, cellular component: nucleus. The transcript has a single exon. Gene Ontology annotation, biological process: regulation of DNA-templated transcription. The record is from RefSeq and is a predicted model, not a curated record. The coding region runs from base 244 to 1209 and encodes 321 amino acids. Lineage: Eukaryota; Viridiplantae; Streptophyta; Magnoliopsida; Rosales; Cannabaceae. Gene Ontology annotation, molecular function: DNA-binding transcription factor activity, RNA polymerase II-specific; RNA polymerase II cis-regulatory region sequence-specific DNA binding.